UUGACCUUAUUUUUAUAUAACAUAAUUUGUAAGAAAAAAGCAUUCUUUGUCAAGAAAAUAAAAUUUACGGAAAAAUAUAAAAUAAGGAAACAAAAAUAAAGAAACAACCCCACAAAACUAAAACAACAAAAAAUUCUCUCACAAAUGCUUCCACCCUCUUUUACUCCACCAUCAUGUCUGCCCUCGACAGCUACUACUUCCCUUUUCUCACCCACAACAAUAAAUGCUACAAAUUCUAUUGUUACAGCUGCAAUCCCCAGCUAUGAAAUAUCUAGUUCUUCCAUUCUAUCUCCUCUAUUGCCACCCUCACCCCUCCAACAAGAAUCGCCUAUUUCUCCAUAUUUUUGGGCAGCUAAUGAUUUUCCAUACGAUUAUAAAUUUUUACAACAAAUAAACGUGGAAAUUCGUUGUUUUUGCCAUAUUGAAUUAUUAAAUGCCCAAUUUUCAAUAACUCAUAAUGAGGAGACAAAGUGAGAAAUUUAUUAUAAUAUUUAAUAGUUUCGUUUAUACGUUUUUUAUUUAUUUUUUAUUCACUAUUAUUUUUGAGGUAAUUUUUGGAGUUGGAGUUUUAAUUGCUUUCGGCCCAUGUCCAUUAAGUCUGUGAUCCCACAGUAUGUGAACCAUUUACUAAAAGGUUAUAUCAUGUUGUUUUUAAUACCUUUAAAGGGUGCUUGUCGUGAAUCCUCUAAUCAUAUUAAAGUUGUCUAUAUCCGCGUUUCAUAUUUUG
This is a messenger RNA of Meloidogyne enterolobii, 727 nucleotides long. The record is from the annotation of a GenBank genome assembly. NCBI's taxonomy places the organism in Eukaryota, Metazoa, Nematoda, Chromadorea, Rhabditida, Meloidogynidae.